AUGAGCGUUUAUGUGCUGAGUGCGUGUGUUUGUGAGGAGCAUGUCCUCUCAUGGCUGCAGUGUGAGCCCUGUCUGUUGCUGUGGCUCCCCACCCUGUACCGCCUGUCAAUCAGCGAGAACAUCACACACUCCCUACGCUUCCACACCUGCAAGGCCUACCCCAUCACUGGACUUAGGUAUCGCUGUAUGAAGUGUGUGAACCUUCAUCUGUGCCAAACCUGCUUCCUGACAGAGAGACACACAAGAAAACACAAGAGUUCCCACCCAGUGCUGGAGCACUGCACUGAGGCUCUUAGCAUGUCAGGGACACAUGCUGACGUCAUGCCUCAUGCUAAUGUCAUCCCACAUGCUAAAUACAGGCCAGAGAGAGACAUAGCUUGUCCUGUAGAGUCUCAGAGCUCUGCAUCUUCCUCUCGAUCCAGAGAAAGAGAGGAGGAGGAGGAGAGGGAAGAGGAGGAGAGGGAAGAGAAGGCGAGGGUAGAGGAGGAAGAAUGUUACACAGCAAAGAUGCAGAGGAAUGAGAUGAAGACAGAAGAUCAGAGAGGUGAUGAUGAUGAUGAAGAGGAGGAGCAGACUGACUCAGUCACAGAGACUCACACUCCCACAAUGCACGAGAGAAUUACCUCUAACCCACAGCCCUGUGAUGGGCAGGUCACUGGGCUAAUGAAAGACCAGUGUCUCUGAAGAGGAGUAUUCUGGGAUGUGUAGUUUAGUGGAGGAGCGACUGUGUGAGUUGGUGCAACGACUAAUAAGUGAGCUGUCGCUACACACUCACACACAUACAGACUGCAGACGGGAGUUGGAGUUGUUGGAGGCUGCAGAGGAAGUGGGGGACUCAGUGUGUCAUCUCGUCUAUGCAGUGAACACACACUCCGUCCCAAACGCACACACUUCAUGCCCCAUCCUCCUACACAACCACAGGCCAGAGUAUGAAUCCAGAAGGCUUCUCUAGACUUUGACGCCCGAUGACGUGAGUUAUUGUGUAAAAUCCAUACUUUCCUGUGUAAUACAUAUGAAACUUAUAUUUGUAUGAAGUACAGUUGUACUGAAAUGAUUAUGCUCUUUCAUUAGAGAAACCUAUGACAAAAUGUUUU
Molecule: messenger RNA, 1094 nt
Organism: Salmo salar (Atlantic salmon)
Lineage: Eukaryota; Metazoa; Chordata; Actinopteri; Salmoniformes; Salmonidae
Source: RefSeq, a predicted model, not a curated record